UAGUGUAUUUUGUUUUGUCGACAUUUGGAAAGUUUACCGAAAAAUCUUCUGUUUCCAUCAGGCCUGUCAUGACGUUUUUUAUGUACUUCACUCACAUAAAAAGGUUGGAUGGAAACUUGGUUAGUGUUAGUGACAAGUCCAGUCAGGAGAAAGGAGCAUAUGGAAGACAAGGCCAAAGAGCGAGUAAAGGAGAAAACGGGUUCCACCAAGAAAAGAGCUGGCAGGGGCAGGGAGAAGGAGAAGGGAUGCAAAGGACGUGGCUCCACUGGGAGCAGCAGGUCCGGCUCCAGUAGCAGCUCUGGCUCCAGUUCUUCCAGCGGCUCCAGUUCCUCCUCUGCCUCCAGCCGCUCCGGGUCUUCCAGCUCCCGUUCCUUGAGCUCAUCCAGCUCCUCAGGGUCACCCAACCCCAGUCGCCGCCGCCACAACGACCGCCAACGCUCACGGUCCAAAUCCAAGUCAUCAGUGAAAAAGGAUGACAAGGAGAGGCGUAGGAGGAGCCCCAGCCCCCGACCCACCAAGGUGUACCUGGGCCGCCUCACCAGAAACGUCAUCAAGGAACACAUCCAGGAGAUCUUCGGCACAUAUGGCAAGAUCAAGAUGAUUGACAUACCUGUGGACAGGCUCCUCCCACACCUGUCGAAAGGCUAUGCCUACGUGGAGUUUGAGACGGCCGAUGAGGCCGAGAAGGCUCUCAAACACAUGGAUGGAGGUCAGAUUGAUGGACAGGAGAUCACAGCAACUGCCAUGCUGGCUCCCAGGGUAAUACGCCCGCCCCCUCGCAGGCUCUCCCCCCCUCGCAGGAUGCCCCCACCACCCCCUAUGUGGCGACGCACCCCACCCCGCAUGAGAAGAUCUCGGUCACCACGGAGACGCUCUCCGGUUCGCCGCAGAACUCGCUCGCACUCCCCCGGUCGCAGACGCCACCGCUCACGAUCCAGCUCGAACUCCUCCAGGUAGAGCUGCCUGGAACCCCUGACCUCACAGCUCCUCUCCUCCCUCAUUUUCCCUUUCUCCACUGGAAAAGUCUGGCUGUAUCAAAAGUCCUACCCAGUUUCCUAUCCUUGUGUCCUUCCCUCUACGAUCACUGAUCUCACAGGAUAUUACAGGUAAAAACAUGAGUAUCGAGACAGACUUUCUCUCACCAGUGUAUUUUUAUUGGUCUAUAAGCAUAAUGUUAGAUGCUAGGAUCAAUCUGAGGCAAGAGGAGUGAAAUGAACCCCC
This is a messenger RNA of Coregonus clupeaformis (lake whitefish), 1221 nucleotides long. Its product is annotated as RNA-binding protein with serine-rich domain 1. The record is from RefSeq and is a predicted model, not a curated record. Gene Ontology annotation, cellular component: ASAP complex; nucleoplasm; cytoplasm. Gene Ontology annotation, biological process: mRNA splicing, via spliceosome. NCBI's taxonomy places the organism in Eukaryota, Metazoa, Chordata, Actinopteri, Salmoniformes, Salmonidae. The coding region runs from base 109 to 957 and encodes 282 amino acids. Gene Ontology annotation, molecular function: RNA binding. The transcript has 6 exons.